Molecule: messenger RNA, 1521 nt
Organism: Iphiclides podalirius (scarce swallowtail)
Lineage: Eukaryota; Metazoa; Arthropoda; Insecta; Lepidoptera; Papilionidae
Source: the annotation of a GenBank genome assembly
AUGGCUUCAAGGGAUCCAGCUUCCGACCAACUUGUUAACUAUAGCAAGGCUUUGAAGGAUUCACCCGGGUAUAUUACGACAAAAUCUGGUGCUCCGGUUGGAGUUAAGACUGCAAUCCAAACUGUUGGCAAGAAUGGGCCUGCCCUUCUGCAAGAUGUUAACUUCCUUGAUGAGAUAUCCUCAUUUGACAGAGAGCGCAUCCCUGAGCGUGUGGUGCAUGCCAAAGGAGCCGGUGCUUUUGGAUAUUUUGAGGUGACCCAUGACAUUACGAAGUACUCCGCUGCCAAAGUCUUUGAAUCAAUUGGCAAAAGAACUCCUAUUGCUGUAAGGUUUUCAACUGUUGGUGGAGAGAGCGGAUCUGCUGACACUGUGCGUGAUCCAAGAGGUUUUGCUGUCAAAUUCUACACUGAUGAUGGCAACUGGGAUCUGGUUGGCAAUAAUACACCAAUAUUCUUCAUCAGAGACCCUACCCUCUUCCCAAGCUUUAUUCACACACAGAAAAGGAACCCAGCCACUCACCUAAAAGAUCCAGACAUGUUCUGGGAUUUUUUGACCUUGAGGCCGGAGGCAACUCAUCAAGUAAUCUAUCUUUUUGGUGACCGUGGCAUUCCUGAUGGUUACAGACACAUGAAUGGUUAUGGAUCUCACACCUUUAAACUAGUAAAUGCACAAGGGGUGGCACACUGGGUCAAGUUUCACUACAAAACCAACCAAGGCAUAAAGAAUCUGCCUGUUGACAAAGCUGCAGAGCUUGCUUCUACUGACCCAGACUAUUCUAUAAGGGACUUGUACAACGCCAUUGGAAGGGGCGACUACCCAAGCUGGACAUUCUACAUCCAAGUGAUGACAAUGGCUCAAGCUGAGAGCUGCAAAUUCAAUCCAUUUGACCUGACAAAGGUCUGGUCGCACUCUGAAUAUCCCCUCAUUCCCGUAGGUAAGCUGGUUCUUGACAGAAACCCGAAGAAUUACUUUGCUGAGGUUGAGCAGAUUGCCUUCAGUCCAUCAAACUUAGUGCCUGGUAUUGAGCCAUCGCCGGAUAAGAUGUUGCAGGGUCGCCUGUUCUCUUACAGCGAUACGCAUCGCCACCGCUUGGGCGCGAACUUCUUGCAGAUCCCUGUCAACUGCCCAUAUCGUGUAUCGGUAUCGAACUACCAGCGAGAUGGCCCCCAGGCUAUGCAAAAUCAGGAGGGCUGCCCCAACUACUUCCCCAACUCCUUCUCAGGACCACAGGAAUGCCCUCGGGCCCAACGCCUGCAGCCUAGAUACAACGUUACCGGUGACGUUGACAGAUAUGACAGUGGACAGACUGAAGACAACUUUUCGCAGGCUACAAACCUUUAUAAGCAAGUAUUUGAUGAUGCAGCCAAGCAGCGUCUUAUUACAAAUAUUGUCGGCAACUUAAAGGACGCUGCCGGUUUCAUUCAGGAGAGGGCAAUCAAAAUCUUCACCCAAGUUCACCCUGACCUUGGCAGUAAAGUUGCUGCUGGAUUGGCUCCAUACAAGAAGUACCAUGCUAAUCUG